AUACCCUGAUAGCAUCGCUACGCUACCUCCUGUGUUAUGACUUUGAUUAUUUGGCUCUCCUGUUUUUCUUUACAAUUCACGGACUCAUGUACGAUACGGGAUAUGGAUGGAAUUUUUUUAUUUCUUCUCUUUCUUUUCGUCGGGUGUUACUUUCGGGAUUUCAAAUUGUGUUAUUACCAUUACUUUACCCUUUUCACGUUGCUGCCUGUUUUGUUUCUUAUCUUCCGGGGUUAGUUACAUCAUGUUUGUCCAUCCAUCUAUCCAUCCAUCUAUCCACAUACAUCAGUUUUUGAUGGGUGAACGGAUAGAUGGGAUAUGGAUUGGAAUCGGUAUUCACCAUACUUCGGGUUUUCCAUCUUCAUGUAUCAUAUGACUGACUAUCUAUGACCGACACACUGGUUGUGUAUGUACUUUAUUCUACUGUACUAUCUAUCAAUCUCUUCCUAUCAAC
Messenger RNA from Aspergillus welwitschiae, 451 nucleotides. RefSeq lists its product as uncharacterized. NCBI's taxonomy places the organism in Eukaryota, Fungi, Ascomycota, Eurotiomycetes, Eurotiales, Aspergillaceae. Bases 107 to 373 code for a protein of 88 amino acids. The transcript has a single exon. The record is from RefSeq and is a predicted model, not a curated record.